CGUUUAUAUGUCAAACGUAUGUCAAAAGUUCGCUGCAUGAAAGAGCGGACGGUUUUAUGUUUAAUAAUACUGACAAAAAGUAAACAUUGUGUUAAUUGUGCUAUUUUUUUCAACCAACAGUGUAAUAGAGUGUGAUUUAUGUUUGCUUAAAAAAGCAUAAAUAUGUAUCCAAGCUACAUGAACAAACCAACGUUCAUGACAAAUACAGCAAAUACAGGCUUUGGAGCGUCCACAUCCUCUUUUGGACAACCGUCUGCUAACACUUCUAUGUUCUCAUCUAUGCAACCGUCGAAUAUAUUCCAGACACCCAGUACAUCCUCUUUUAACGCAGGACCAUCCACUCAAAGUAGUUUUGGCACAAAUUUAUUCGGUCAACAACCCCAACCCUCUACAAGCGGUUUAUUCGGUACCAGCAAUGCAUUCGGCCAAAAUAAAACAACAUUCGGAUUUGGUUCCACGCCAGCACAGACGGGGUUAUUUGGACAACAACCCCAACAACAAGCUGGAACAUCUCUUUUUCAGUCAAACAGUUCAAACUUAUUCGGUAGUAGUACCUUCGGAAAUCAAACCACCGGAACCGUCAUCAAGUUCCAACCGGUCACAGGCACCGACACUAUGCAGAAAAACGGUGUCACUACAUCCAUCAGCACCAAACAUCACAGCAUCACUUGCAUGAAAGAAUACGAAAGCAAAUCUUUCGAAGAACUAAGAUUUGAAGACUACUCUUGUAACAGAAAAGGACCCCAACAACAAACGGGUUUCGGUGCUGCUCCUUUCGGUGCCUCCACAAGCGGAUCGUCGACGUCUCUUUUUGGACAAACAGACAAUAAGCAAGGCUUCGGCCAGCCGCAAGCUUUCGGUCAAACCCCGGCCUUUGGACAGACAACUCCAGCGUUCGGAGUCACGAACCAGACCAAUACUCCCAACCUUUUCGGGAAGCCGAACACUUUCGGUGCGACCACGAGCACGACACCUGCGUUUGGGUUCAACCAAACACAGUCGACUUCCAACCCUUUCAGCGCCACGCAAACACAGAAGCCUUUUUCGCAGCCGCUGUUCGGUACCACCACCACGCAGGCGCAACCGAGUUUUGGAACGGGGGUUUUCGGACAAACUAAUACUCAGAACACUGGUACGAAUUUGUUUCAAAAGCCGGUGCAGCCGACGACUGGAUUCAAUACGGGCCAACAAGGGUUCUCCUUCAAUCAGGCCGGUACCACACAAGCUUCGAAUUUGUUCCAAGUGUCCAAACCCAACACGGGAUUUGGGAUAUUCGGGCAAACUAACACCACUCCAGCGUUCGGGCAGACGAGCCAACCCACCUUUGGGACGAACUUUGGAAAACUUACACAACCGACGUUCACUCAACCGACACAGCCGGCAUUUGGCACAAACCUAACUGGUGGUCUUCAGCAACCCUCUUUGUUCGGCAGUACAGCUUCCAAACCUCCUAGUCUUUUCGGGAGCACAAACACAGGAGGUAGCCUUUUCAACAAUAACGUAUUCCAGCAAACACCAACAUCGUUUUCUUUGAACAUGAACCAACAACAACCGCUUCAAUUCCCGCCGGAACCGUCCGACGAAUCCAAGAACAUUUCGUUGAUAGCCACGGAUAGCUUUCCGGAUGGUCCGCACGUGUACGGAUUGGAGCCUGUGUUGACAGACUCCAGCAACAGUACCACGAACCCGAAGGACAUCAAACUGUUGCUCGACUAUUCUAAGAAGAGGGACGAAAUGUUGGGGACCAAAGCGAAGAUUAAGGUGCAGAUGCCCAAGCCUAAACGCGGAAACAACUACAAUAAGGAGUUUUUCGAAACGAAUCAAACUCUGAAAGGGUCUCACAAAUGCCUAGUGAUACGGAAAUUCAACGACAAUAAUAAUUCUAUAUACAAUAAAUACAAGAACGAAUUGUUGGAAGAAGCCGAAGAAUGUAUGAAGGCGGCAAGUGAAGCCGAUUCAAGUUCGAUUAUUAGCCCCAGAAGUAACAUUUCCGAUGCUGGUACUUACGGCGAAACGUUGAGUGAAUACAAAGGGCGAAUAAUGAAUUUGAGGCUCCAGUUCGACACGACAGCCACAGAGGAUACCGAUGACACUCGAACGGUCGAUGAUUCUGUAUUCUCUCCUUCUGCGGUUUCCUCCAAAUCUAAUAUUCUAAGUGAAUCGAGGUCGUCGAAGUCACUACCUCCAAGCCAAGUCAGCAGUAAUAUGACCCUCAUAGAUGAUGAUCCAGCCGGUGCUGAAACCGACACCGAACCUCCAUCAGUCACCACAACCAACGAACCCGAAAUUAUCGAGAACGCCGCUGGCGUAAUACUAUCUAAACCCGAGUACUACAUGUACCCUGCCCUCAAAGACCUCCAACAAUACAUGGACGACAACGGCGAAUGCGUCGUACAAGGACUCACAAUAGGCCGUAGAGGCUACGGAAACGUGUACUUCCCUGACCCUAUAGACAUUUCCAACAUGAACUUUGACGAGAUCGUGCAUUUCCGUCAUCGCGAAGUGAUCAUCUACCCAGACGAUACCAAAAAGCCGCAGGUGGGCGAAGGGAUCAACCGACGUGCUCAGGUCACCCUCGACAAGAUCUACCCGAGAGAAAAAGGCACGAAUAAUUACAUAACCGACGUAAACCAAAUCCUCCAAACCAACUUCGUCGAUAAUCUGAUGCACGUGACCCAGAAACACAACUGCAAGUUCGUGGAUUAUCGACCGAAAACGGGAUCGUGGGUGUUCAAGGUGAAACAUUUCUCCAAGUACGCGUUUACGGACAGCGACGAAGAGGAAUGCGAAGUCGGAGGGGAGAAAGCCAUCGCGAAGAAAGCAGCGGACCUUUUGAAGAAGAUUGAGGAAGUUGAGGAGAUGCCCUUCGGUCUGGGGGGAGGGCUUCAGGUUAUGAAGAAUCAGACUUUAUUGAAGGACGUGGAUAGUUUCGUCACCGAUCCGACUAUGCUGGAUUAUUGGCAGGAAGAUCACUAUAUGCUCACUGAGGAGAUGUACCAUACAGAGUCAGCGAUUCAGACUCUUAAAUCUUCCCUUUUUACAAAUUUAGACAAGAUUAAGGAAAAGAAGCAACCUGAAAGUGUAGUUGUGGAAACCAGGCAACUAGUACCGAGUGAGGUAGUCGUUUCACCGACGAUGUACAAGUUGCCGGAUAUAUCACUCAUAGUACACCCGGAGAAGGUUACUUCGACCCAAAGAUGUUACACGGAGCUGGCUAUCUUCAAAUGUAAUAAUUACAAAAUCGGGUGGGGUAAAGGGUUUAACUUCUAUAACUCGGACCCUAUUGCCGAUAGUGAGGUUAUCUAUACACUUAAUCACUGCAACAUGAACGUGGACGCUCCCGGACACUACAAUUCAAUGAUGCCAAAUUUAACCGACAUGUUGAAAGUAACUCUCGCCGAAAGCGACUUUACUUUUGACAACGACAAAGUUCCUACUUUACAUAUCAGGAAAGAUCUGUCCUACUUGCAAAAACAAACCAACUUAUUUAAUGAUCACGUGAGACACCAGACCCUGACGGGCCGCGACAAGUACCUAUGUAGCGUAUGGAAUCUAUGUUCAGCUCUUUGGGGUCCCGGCGAUAACUCCUCUUGUAGUAGACGACAAUACGUUAGCGAUUGGCUUAAAAAAUUCUCGUACGACCUGUCUGACGAAUGGAGCAUAGACGAACAUCUAGAGAUGCAAGAAUCCGAAACGUUUAAAACCAUUUUCAAACUACUUUCGUUUUAUAAAAUUCCGGAAGCGUGCGAGUUCGCUAGUAAAAAUAAUCUGCACAGAUUGAGUCUCUUGAUAAGUCAGAUGAGUGCCAACGAUAGAGACAAGUACUGGAUGGAAAAAUUUUUGGAUGGUUUCGUCUGGAAAGAGAGGGGCGUGAUUGUCGACGAUUUUAAAAAACUAUAUUUGCUUCUAGCUGGUAUACCUACUCGCGAAACUAUUAAUACUUGUGACGACUUAAACUGGAUGAGAAGCUUCGGCUUACACUUGUGGUAUAUAGCUCCGGCGGCUGCACCAAUCGAUGUUGCGUUUAAUUUGUACAAGAAAGCUUUCGUGGAAUCGGAAUAUGCUUGCAAACCUAUACCACCAUAUUGUGAAUCUCAGUCGCAAACCAGCCAAUUCGAUCUGCUUUAUCAUAUUCUGGCUCUGUAUGUUGACGGUACUUACCAGCUUUGUAAUGUACUUCACCCAGAGACGCACACUGAAAACGCGAUGGACUACAGACUCAGCUGGUUCAUUUUGCAACUAUUCUUGUCCCUGGAAGCGGGUUUAAUCCGCGACUCUGAGAAAGAGCACCUUCACACUACGUUCUCCACUCAGUUGGAAAAUAUGGGUCUUUGGAAGUGGGCGAUAUUCGCUCUUCUCUUCCUCGAGAAUAACACCGUUAAGAAAUACCUGAUCACUAGAAUCCUGGACCGAAAUCUAGCGACGUUCGCCGAAACCGCACAAGUCGAGAAAGAGCUGGUCCAAACGUUCCACAUUCCCCCAGCCUGGAUUCACGAAGUGAAAGCCACUAAAAGCAAAGUCGGCGGUCACUACUACGACUACUUCCAACACUACGUCUACAUGGAAGACUGGCAAAAUGCGAGCAGCGCGUUCGUUUCUCACAUUUUACCCGAAUUGUUUGUCAACGAGCAGUACGACUACCUAACGUUUUUCCUCAACAAACUGGAACCCAUUUCCAAUGUUCUUAUCAACUGGCAAACCCAAGGUGGACUCAUUAAGGAAUUUCUUGAUUUGCAGGAUAACCUCUCUCAAGGCAGCGACGAUGGAAUCAGCUACAUCGCCGGGAAGUUGAGCUCGUUAUUCCGAAGAAUUAGUUCUUUCCCACUAAAGAAUGACCAACAGAAACUAUGCGUUGCUGAGCUGUCGAGAAAAUGUGCCUUGCUUUUUAAAUUGAUUCACAAAACUUUGGACAGUCAAGAGUUCCAAGCUAAAUUUAUAGACGUCCUGAGCAAUUUGGUCAUGCCUCCGGACAUCAAGCACUAUGAAAUAUUCUAUCUCAUUUCUAAAUAUAUACAAGAAUCGGACGCAUAAGCCCGAUCGACGUACUUUCUAAAUUACUAUCGUGUUAUACAAUCUUUGUAAUCUUGUUUUGGCAAUAUUUUUAAAAUCAGUUUUGUAUGUGAAGUUGUCAAUAAAAUUUUAGUGGUAAUACGAAAA
Zophobas morio is the source of this 5157-nucleotide messenger RNA. RefSeq names its product nuclear pore complex protein Nup98-Nup96-like. Gene Ontology annotation, biological process: protein import into nucleus; telomere tethering at nuclear periphery; RNA export from nucleus. NCBI's taxonomy places the organism in Eukaryota, Metazoa, Arthropoda, Insecta, Coleoptera, Tenebrionidae. The record is from RefSeq and is a predicted model, not a curated record. Gene Ontology annotation, molecular function: RNA binding; structural constituent of nuclear pore. Bases 163 to 5031 code for a protein of 1622 amino acids. The transcript has 12 exons. Gene Ontology annotation, cellular component: nuclear pore cytoplasmic filaments; nuclear pore.